AUGCCCCGCGCUACCUUUGCGGACCCGCCGGUUACCUCGACCUCGACAUCAGGGAACGGACAGCCCACCGAGACCUCACGGCUCAAGGACCACGUGUACACGCCGACGUACUCUUACGUUGACGAUGACCUCGAAGCUCUCGGUAGCGACCUAGGCGAUGACGGGCGCGAGGUCGAGGUUUGGAAGCCUGGCCACAGUGGAUUCUACCAGACUCUCCUCAACGUCCUCGGUGACUUGAUCGGGACGGGGUUGCUCGCCACGCCGAUCGCGAUCGCGCACGCCGGAUGGGUGUUUGGACCUCUCAUCCUGGCGUUUGUUGGUGGCGUUACGCUGUGGACGCUCAAAAUCUUGCUGCGUAUCAUUGCGCAGGACCGCCGCCUGCGCAACUUUACCGAUGUCAUCGGUUUCGCAUUGGGCAAGCGGGCGGAGAAGUUUAUCACAGUGCUCUUCAUCGCUGAAGUCGCUGCAUGGGUAAUCACCCUCGUCGUCCUGUUCUCGGACUCGCUCGAGGCCGUGCUCCCAAUGUACUCGUCCAACCAGUGGAAGGUGAUUGGGCUGAUUGUCGUCAUCCCCACAAUGUUCCUCCCGCUCCACUACCUCGCAUACUCGUCUUUCCUCGGCAUUUUGAGCACGUGGGCGCUCGUCGUCAUUCUCAUCUUCACGGGCAUCGUGACCCCCGAAGGGCCCGGCUCGAUCCGCGACCCUGCGCCAACCGACCUGUGGCCCCCGCACGGAUGGAUGAAGUUUGCGACUGUUUUCGGUCUCAUGAUCGGCGGGUUUGGAGGACACGGUCUCAUUCCCAAUCUCAUCUACGACAUGCAGAACCCGCACGAGGCCGAGCGCGUGUGCGAGGUGGCUUACGGCAUCGCGAUGGCCGUCUACGUCUCGGUCGGCUUCUUCGGAUACCUGAUGUAUGGGCGCGACGUGAGCGACGAGGUCAGCCGUGACCUCGCCCAGACUCGGGGUUUCAGCCCUCUACUCGCAAAGCUCGCAGUGUGGAUGGUCGCUCUGAACCCACUCACCAAGAUUGCCCUUGGUGUACGCCCCCUCGCAGACGUCCUCUUCUCCUACUUUGGUCUACACAAAACCGAGCUCGUCCCAGAGGAAGCGCCUACCCCUCGUUAUGUCACUCGCCCAUCGUCGCCCACCAGCUCCCAAGGCUCAGUCAUCAGCGACAGCGAUCCGGUAUUUAACCGCCACGGCGCGGACCCGGCCGCGAGCCACUUUUCCGUCGUCGCAGAGGCGCGCCACCAGCGGUCCGAGAAGUGGAAGGACAUUGUGCGGCCUGCCAUCCGUGUCGUGCUCGGCGUGCUGUCGGUCCUCCUUGCCCUCGUCUUCCCGUCCUUUGAGGCCCUCAUGGCGUUGCUUGGAAGCGGGUUCGCCAGCGUCACCCUCGUCAUCGUCCCUGUGUGGGCUGGGGCCUCCCUUUUCGGGUGGCACUGGUACGACUACACGGCAAUCGUUGUCGCGGCCGUUGCGGGAGUCGUUGGGUGCUUUGCGGCGUUCUGGCCUUGA
This is a messenger RNA of Cutaneotrichosporon cavernicola, 1515 nucleotides long. RefSeq lists its product as uncharacterized. Gene Ontology annotation, cellular component: vacuolar membrane. Gene Ontology annotation, molecular function: L-amino acid transmembrane transporter activity. The record is from RefSeq and is a predicted model, not a curated record. Gene Ontology annotation, biological process: amino acid transmembrane transport. The coding region runs from base 1 to 1515 and encodes 504 amino acids. The transcript is spliced from 4 exons. NCBI's taxonomy places the organism in Eukaryota, Fungi, Basidiomycota, Tremellomycetes, Trichosporonales, Trichosporonaceae.